ACUGUCAUCAAAGAGGGCAUGCUGACCAAACAGAACAGCUCGUUCCAGCGGUCCAAGAGGAGGUACUUCAAGCUGCGAGGGCGGACGCUGUACUACGCCAAAACCGCCAAGUCAAUCAUAUUUGACGAAGUGGACCUCACGGACGCCAGCGUGGCUGAGUCUAGCACCAAAAACGUCAACAACAGUUUUACGGUCAUCACCCCGUGCCGGAAGCUGAUCCUCUGUGCGGACAACAGAAAGGAGAUGGAGGACUGGAUCGCGGCCCUGAAGACCGUCCAGAACCGGGAGCACUUUGAGCCCACGCAGUACAGCAUGGACCACUUCUCAGGGAUGCACAACUGGUACGCCUGCUCGCACGCGCGGCCCACCUACUGCAACGUGUGUCGCGAGGCUCUGUCUGGCGUCACGUCCCACGGGCUGUCCUGUGAAGUGUGCAAGUUCAAGGCCCACAAACGCUGUGCGGUGCGCGCAACCAACAACUGCAAGUGGACGACGCUGGCCUCGAUCGGGAAGGACAUCGUCGAGGACGAGGAUGGGAUCGCCAUGCCCCACCAGUGGCUGGAGGGAAACCUGCCCGUGAGUGCCAAGUGCACCGUGUGCGACAAGACCUGUGGCAGCGUGCUGCGCCUGCAGGACUGGCGCUGCCUCUGGUGCAAGGCCAUGGUGCACACUUCCUGCAAAGACUCCCUGCUGACCAAGUGCCCGCUCGGCCUGUGUAAGGUGUCAGUCAUCCCGCCCACGGCUCUCAACAGCAUCGACUCCGACGGGUUCUGGAAGGCCACCUGUCCUCCGUCCUGCACGAGCCCAUUGUUGGUCUUUGUCAACUCAAAAAGCGGGGACAACCAGGGAGUGAAGUUCCUCAGAAGAUUCAAGCAGUUGCUGAAUCCCGCCCAGGUCUUUGACCUCAUGAACGGAGGGCCGCACCUCGGCUUACGAUUAUUCCAGAAGUUUGACACGUUCCGGAUUCUGGUCUGUGGUGGAGAUGGCAGUGUCGGCUGGGUCCUCUCUGAAAUCGACAGCCUCAAUCUACAUAAACAGUGCCAGCUGGGGGUGCUGCCCCUUGGCACGGGGAACGACCUGGCUCGCGUGCUGGGCUGGGGCUCGGCCUGUGAUGAUGACACGCAGCUCCCCCAGAUCUUGGAGAAGCUGGAGAGAGCCAGCACCAAGAUGCUGGACAGGUGGAGCGUCAUGGCCUACGAGACCAAGCUCCCGCGGCAGGCCUCCUCCUCCACUGUCACUGAGGACUUCAGCGAGGACUCGGAGGUGCAGCAGAUCCUCUGCUAUGAAGACUCGGUCGCCGCCCACCUCUCUAAGAUCCUGACCUCAGACCAGCACUCGGUGGUGAUCUCGUCGGCCAAAGUGCUCUGUGAGACGGUGAAGGACUUCGUGGCCCGGGUGGGGAAGGCGUACGAGAAGACGACUGAGAGCUCAGAGGAAUCGGAGGUCAUGGCCCGGAAGUGCUCCGUCCUCAAAGAGAAGCUGGAUUCUCUCCUCAAGACCCUGGAUGAUGAGUCCCAGGCCACGUCCUCUCUGCCCAACCCGCCCCCCACCAUUGCCGAGGAGGCCGAGGACGGAGACGGGCCGGGCAGUGUUUGUAGCUCCAGCGGAGCACGCUCGGUGGGGCCCAGCUGCCCGGCCCGGCCGCAGCUCUUCCGUCCCCGGGAGCAGCUCAUGCUGAGGGCCAACAGCCUGAAGAAGGCCAUCCGGCAGAUCAUCGAGCACACCGAGAGAGCCGUCGACGAGCAGAACGCCCAGACCCAGGAGCAGGAGGGCUUCAUCCUGGGUCUCUCUGAGUCGGAGGAGAGGAAGGACCUGAAGGCGGACAACAGGGUGUGUCCACCACCCCAUAACGAGAGCUGUGGGGUCCCCAAGGGGAGGAGCCUCCGCAAAGUACCCAAGGCCCCGUGUGAGAAGCUCCUGGGCAAAGGCCUGUCCCCGGGCAGUUCUGCCUCUCUGCCUCCGCAGGCGGGAAGCCGGGACGGCCUGCCCGCGCUGAACUCCAAGAUCCUGUUCCCCAGUGUGCGGGCCGGGAUGUCUGGCUCCUUGCCGGGGGGCUCCGUCAUCAGCCGCUUGUUAAUCAACGCCGAUCCCUUUAACUCCGAACCUGAAAACCUGGAGUGCUACACCGAGAAGUGUGUCAUGAACAACUACUUCGGCAUCGGCCUGGACGCCAAGAUCUCCCUGGACUUCAACAACAAGCGCGACGAGCACCCGGAGAAGUGCAGGAGUCGAACCAAGAAUAUGAUGUGGUACGGGGUCCUUGGAACCAAAGAGCUGCUGCACAGAACCUACCGGAACCUGGAACAGAAGGUCCUGCUGGAGUGUGACGGGCGGCCCAUCCCACUGCCCAGUCUCCAGGGCAUCGCUGUCCUCAACAUCCCCAGCUAUGCCGGAGGGACCAACUUCUGGGGGGGCACCAAGGAAGACGACACUUUCGCGGCCCCGUCGUUUGACGACAAGAUCCUGGAGGUGGUGGCGGUGUUCGGCAGCAUGCAGAUGGCCGUGUCCCGCGUGAUCAAGCUGCAGCACCACCGCAUCGCACAGUGUCGCACGGUGAGGAUCUCCAUCCUGGGGGACGAGGGCGUUCCUGUGCAGGUGGACGGAGAGGCCUGGGUCCAGCCCCCGGGGUACAUCCGCAUCGUCCACAAGAACCGCGCACAGACGCUGACCAGGGACAGGGCCUUUGAGAACACCCUGAAGUCCUGGGAGGACAACCAGAAGUGCGAGCUGCCCCGCCCGCCUCCGUUCUCGCUGCACCCGGAGAUCCUGUCGGAGGAGGAGGCCACGCAGAUGGACCAGUUCGGGCAGGCGGCGGGGGUGCACAUCCACAGCAUCCGGGAAAUAGCGCAGUCCCAUCGCGACGUGGAGCAGGAGCUCGCACAUGCCGUCAACGCCAGCACCAAGUCCAUGGACCGCGUGUACGGCAAGCCCAGAACUGUGGAGGGCCUGAGCUGUAGCUUUGUCCUGGAGAUGGUGCACAACAUCCGGGCCCUGCGCAGCGAGACCGAGCUGCUGCUGGCUGGGAAGAUGGCGCUGCAGUUGGACCCCCCUCAGAAGGAGCGGCUCAGCACUGCUCUCUCCGAGAUGGACCGACAGCUCAAGAAGCUGGCAGACACCCCCUGGCUCUGCCAGUCCGUGGAGCCUGGUGAUGAAGAGAAUGUCAUGUUGGAUCUCUCCAAACGCAGCCGCAGUGGGAAAUUCCGCCUCGUGACCAAGUUUAAAAAGGAGAAAAACAACAAGAACAAAGACGCUCACAGCAGCCUGGGAGCCCCGGUUCACCUCUGGGGCACAGAGGAGGUUGCUGCCUGGCUGGAGCACCUCAGUCUCUGUGAGUACAAGGACAUCUUUACACGGCACGACAUCCGGGGCUCCGAGCUCCUGCACCUGGAGCGCAGGGACCUCAAGGACCUCGGCGUGACCAAAGUGGGCCACAUGAAGCGGAUCCUGUGCGGGAUCAAGGAGCUGAGUCGGAGCGCGCCUGCCGCCGAGGCCUAGCCUCUGCCUUCUUGGCCUGCGGCCUCCGCACCCCCCACGACUGAGGCCAGGGUCACCGCGCCGGCCACGCAGCCUGGCUCCUUAACAUGGUGCUACUCCCUCCUCAGCGACAGGAAGCCUCUGACACUCGUCACAGCCCUGGGAACCUGGGCAGACUUGCCGGGCCCCUGGCUCUCACCCAGCCGGGACUUGGGGGCUCCUCUCCACGUGUCUUCAGUGGCCGCUCUGCGUGGCCACGUCUGCCCGGCCGGCUCUCAGGAGUGCCCAGCCCGUGGCCCCUGUACUCGGCUCACCCGCCCCAGCCCCUGCUCUCCACUGUCCCCAGGGUUUCCUUUUUAACCCAGGGCCUGCUCUUGCCUGGUGUGAGAGCACGUGGGUGUGCCCGGCCUGCUCGUGCUGAUUGGACAGGAAGCGGGAGCCCUCCGCCCAGGCCCAGGCAGCGGGGUGGCUGCAUCCCUGAGCUGGCCCGGCCUUCCUCCCUCACUUCAGCCCUCGGCUGCUUCCCUGGGAGUGAGGGCUCGCCCUCAUGUCUGCUCUGUAUGUCGCCUGGGCUGCUGGUCCAGCUUAUGCCCUGGUCGGGUGGCGUCGGCCUGUCUGCCCGGUGGAGCUGAUGCUUCCGCUUAGCGAGCACAUGGCCCUGGGGAGCAUGGCUCAGCUUGUGGGGGUGAGCUUGUUCUUGGGCGGUGUCCCUGGUCGGCAGGGGCUGCCCCGAUUCCCUUACCCUGUGGUGGCUUGUGGCCUGUUGCCAGGCUGGCAUCCCUGGAAGUGUCUGAUACUACAUCCCAGGCCACUCCUGCCCCGCCUGUCCCUGGGCAAGGCUGGCUCCUGGCCUACAGGUGGGGGGGGUGCCAUGCCACCAGGUGGGGAGCUCCCGGCAGAGGCUGUGCCCUACGGGCUGGUCUCUGGGCUAGUGCAAGCUUGAAAGGGACUUCCGUGAUUGGCCCCGGCCUGAGGAGGGCUGCAGGCAUGGCCACACAUGGGGGAGCACAGCUGGGGGGAAUCUGGCCGUGUCACCAGCCUGCAGUGCCACUCACAGGACUGGGCCUGGGCUGGACCCUGUAGGCCGGCAGUUGGACAUGUUACCUGCCUCCUGCCUGCAGACCCUCAGUCAGGGCCCCGCGGUCCUCAGGGACUGGGUUGGGGCAGCCGUGGGGUCGAGGGCGGGAGGGCGCCUCUCCUGCCAUGCCCGCCCAGGGUCCCCAGUGAGUUGGCGCCCGGACUCUGGGUGUGGACGGAGCCGCUUCCUUGGGCGCAGCAGCGGGUAGGACGUGGCCGUGUGCCCCUUUCCCCUGGAACGUCUCUAGGUGGAGGCAGAAAUAGCCUGGCUGCAUGGCCCGGCUCGGCAGUGGAGGCUCAGAAGAGC
Tupaia belangeri chinensis (Chinese tree shrew) is the source of this 4858-nucleotide messenger RNA. RefSeq names its product diacylglycerol kinase delta (gene DGKD). Lineage: Eukaryota; Metazoa; Chordata; Mammalia; Scandentia; Tupaiidae. Gene Ontology annotation, molecular function: protein homodimerization activity; protein heterodimerization activity; ATP-dependent diacylglycerol kinase activity. Gene Ontology annotation, cellular component: plasma membrane. Gene Ontology annotation, biological process: phospholipase C-activating G protein-coupled receptor signaling pathway. The record is from RefSeq and is a predicted model, not a curated record.